Molecule: messenger RNA, 1859 nt
Organism: Cherax quadricarinatus
Lineage: Eukaryota; Metazoa; Arthropoda; Malacostraca; Decapoda; Parastacidae
Source: RefSeq, a predicted model, not a curated record
AUGGAAUGCGAGAAGGACUUGGUGGUUAUGCUGUCACUAAUACAUGUUACAAACGGUAACACUGACACUAAUUCCAUCUCAUACACGCAACUGACAGUUUGCGCAGCUGUGACACAGGGGUCGAUCUACGGUCUGUCUGGGAUCUUCCCAUCCACAUGCAUCAACAGCAUGUACUCCGGCCAGGCCAUCGCUGGGGUGUUCUCCUCCCUGGCCCGCAUCAUCUCCCUCCUGCUGGGAGACGAACCAAUCACCAGUGGACUCAUCUUCUUCGCCAUCGCCGACGUCUUCUUAGUCUUUUCCAUUAUAGAAUAUAUUUUUCUCACUAAAAUGACAUAUUACGCAGAGAUGAAGAGCGAUUCGGAGAAGAAGGAAGUCCUGGAGACUCAACCAGAGGUCAAAAGUAACUGGGCGUCCUACCUGGUGGUCUUCAAGAAGCUGUGGUUGAUGGGGAUGACGUAUGGAGGAACAUUAUUCGUGACGUUGAUGAUCUACCCAGCGGUGGUAGUGUACAUCACCUCAACUUCAGCAGAGUCUCCCUGGAGUGAAGUGUUCUUCCAGCCUACCAUCACCUUCCUCUUGUUCAACCUGGCAGACUGGGUGGGCAGGGAGACGCCACGCUGGGUACCCUGGCCGGGACCACAGGGUUGGAUGCUUCACGUGGUUGGAGCAGCUCGUCUCAUCUUCCUGCCGCUGCUGAUGCUGUGUCACGGGACCAACAAGACCUUCCCAACCAUCUUCAAUAACGACGCUUAUUACAUCAUUAUUCUCUUCCUCUUCGCCUUCACCAACGGUCACAUCGGCACACUCUGCCUCAUUUACUAUCCAGCGUUGGUGGAGGCUGAUGAACUGGAGGUUGGCGGAGCUAUACUGGCUGCCAUGCUGGGUGUUGGCAUGGUCGUGGGGUCCCUCCUCUCCCCUGCCCUGGUGGCUCUCUGGGGGCCCCAUUGAGUUCCAAGAGUCCAAUUAAAACCCAUUAGAACCCUGGAGAGACCAAUAAACUCAAUGAAACACAGUAACCCAAGGGCCGAUUGAACAUAUUGAAGCCAAGUGGGUAUCACUGAAACCCAACCUCUUAACUGCAGUUCCAGUGAUUCUUAGUCAACCCCACAGGAACAUACAUUUUGUGUUAGUUAUAAAAUUCGCCAGGACAAGAGCCCUGACACGGGUCUAAGUCUUUUAACGACCCAUUUUUUUUCACAUUCUCUUGGGUAAGAUUCGUCAGGAAACAGGACAAGUGUUUCCUGACGCGGGUCUGUCAUAUUACGACCCGCUACUGAAGCUUAUGAUCAUCUGACCGAGGCCUUCCACCCCUUAAACAUUAAUAUUAUGUGUUUUUUAUAUAAUAUUCGUCAGCAAAUGAACAAGUAAUAUUAGAUGUUAAGUUAGGUAAGGUUUGUCAGGAAAAAGGACAAGUGUUUCCUGACAGGUCUUAGUCAUAUUAUGACCUGCAGCUGGAACUUUUGAGACCUUACCGGUCCCCCCUUUCCUUUAAAAAUUAUGGUUAUAAAGAUAUAUUAGGUGUUUGUGUAAGUGUAUAAUGUUUGUCAGGAAACAGUUCAAGAGUUUUCUGACGCGGAUCUCAGUCAUAUGAUGGCCCACAGCUGGAGCUUUUGGUCAUCUGACCGAGACCUUCCGCUGGCUUACCGGUCCAUCCCUUUAAAAAAUUAUACUUAUGAUUAUAGCCAUUUUAUAGUUUGUAUUUAUUAUGUAAUAACGGGACAAAAAGAUUUUAACCUAUUAUUUAUAUAUAAAAUAACUUCAUAAUGUUUUUAUGUAAAUAUUUAAAAUAUAUUGUUAAACAGAUAAGUCAUUUCUUCUAUAUUAUAAUAUAUAAGUUUAGAAUAAAACUUAAAAAUACA